AUGUCCGCCUCCGGGGGCUUUAAGGUCGUCAGGCCUAUACUUUCUAGAACUCCUGUGGAAGCAAAACGGAGAGUUCUGAAUCUGUACCGUGCUUGGUAUCGCCAACUUCCCUUCAUUAUAAAGGAAUAUGGGUUUACCUAUGUGACCGCUACUCUUCCGCAGUUGAAGCAAAAGUUGAGGGAGGAGUUUAUGAAAAACAAAGAUGUCAAGGACAUUCGCGUAGUUGAUCUGCUUGUACAUCGGGGUCAAAACGAUCUCCUGGAGGUUGCUCAUUUAUGGCGCUCUGAUUGCCAAGUCAUGGAUGUUUUCCGGGAAACUGCGGUCGAAAAACCGAGAGAUUUUCUUGCCAAAUUUCUUAGUGGGCAAUAG
Molecule: messenger RNA, 369 nt
Organism: Echinococcus granulosus
Lineage: Eukaryota; Metazoa; Platyhelminthes; Cestoda; Cyclophyllidea; Taeniidae
Product: NADH dehydrogenase [ubiquinone] 1 alpha subcomplex subunit
Exons: 2
Coding region: 1-369 (122 amino acids)
Biological process (GO): response to oxidative stress
Source: RefSeq, a predicted model, not a curated record